AUGAGCUCCCCACCAACCCACAGAAAGCCCUCAGUGCCACAUCAAGUGCGCACAGCAGCGGAACCCCGCCAGAACCGCCUCUACCCAGUCCGCCUCUCGCACAUCGAACAGAUCAACCCAACAGUCCGACUCCUCCAACUCGCCAUACCCCCGUCAAACCAAGAUCCAGAAUCAGACUCCGACACUCCAGCGUCCGAACCAUUCACCUUCCUCCCGGGCCAAUGGCUCGACGUCCACAUCCCCUCCAUCGCCAACGCAGGCGGGUUCACCAUAACCUCCACGCCAGCAGACGCUACAGCCCUCCCCGUGCCCUCACCAAAACAAGGCAAUGGGGCUGACGAGGAUGAGUCCCUGUCCGUGAGCGUCGAAGACGACGAAACGGGCUUGCCCCCCGUCGACGCGCAAGGCAGACAGCCCUACGUGGAGCUCGCCGUGCAAAAGGCGCCGUCGAACCCCGCCAGCGCGUGGCUGUGGCGUGAACCGCGCGAAAUCCUAGACCAGGAAUUACGAGUCCGCGUCGGAGGUAGCUUCGUGUGGCCGCCGACGGGCGUAGACAAUCUGGAUAAGGUGCAGACGGUGGUGCUGAUUGCGGGGGGUGUAGGCAUAAACCCCCUAAUCUCCAUCCUCUCCCACCUAAACAACAACAGCAGCAAAACCCCCCACUCCUUCACCAUCCACAUCCUCUACUCCACCAAACAGCCACACACCUCCGACCUCUCCCAAAUCCUCUUCCUCUCCCGUCUCCAACAGAUCAUUCGCUCGCAGUCCUAUUCCCGCCGUCUAUGCAUUUCUCUUGACCUUUUCUUGACUUCUCCGUCGGAUCAACCUACUUCUUCUGUGUCAGAUGGCGCCACAUCAGCACCACCAGCAGCAGCAGCAGAUGACCUCCGCGUCCAUAAACGGAGAAUCAACGAGUCCGAUCUCCGAACGGCCCUUGCCUCUGCUACCGGACGGGUUGAGCCCGCGGAGACUGUAUGCUACGUGUGUGGGCCGCCGCGGAUGACAGACGAAAUGGUUGAUGUAUUAGGGGGGAUGUUGGGGGGUCAAGAGCGGGUGUUUUACGAGAAGUGGUGGUGA
Aspergillus campestris IBT 28561 is the source of this 1077-nucleotide messenger RNA. Its product is annotated as FAD-dependent oxidoreductase. Gene Ontology annotation, molecular function: oxidoreductase activity. Gene Ontology annotation, cellular component: mitochondrion. The transcript is spliced from 3 exons. Lineage: Eukaryota; Fungi; Ascomycota; Eurotiomycetes; Eurotiales; Aspergillaceae. The record is from RefSeq and is a predicted model, not a curated record. The coding region runs from base 1 to 1077 and encodes 358 amino acids.